AGAGAAAAAGAGAAAAACCCAAUAAUUUAUAGACCCAAGAAUCGAACUUUAGCAUCUGGAGCAGAGAGAGAUAAAGAGAUGUGCAGAGCAGUUGGGCUUGUUCGGUAAUUUUCAUGACCUACUUACUUACUUACUACUAGUAGUACUAAGCUAUGCCACAAGAUUUUCAAGAGAUAAACACCACCAUUGAACAAUGGAAAUGGUCCGAAAUGCAAGGCCUUGAACUUCUCUCUUCUCCUCCCCCUUCCUCUUCUCCUUCUUCUUCCAAACCCAAAUCAAACACAACACCAGACCAAGACCAAGACCAAGAUCAAAACCAACCUCAAGAAAUAAUGGAUUCUACAGAGGACAAGAAAGCAGGAGGAGAUAAUGAAAAACCAGGAGAAGUUCUCCCAUCAGUUUCCUUCUUCGAGCUUUUCAGAUUUGCAGAUAAGCUUGAUUAUGCUCUAAUGGCAAUUGGUACUGUUGGAGCAAUUGUUCACGGCAGUUCACUUCCUCUGUUUCUCAGAUUCUUUGCCGAUCUUGUUAAUUCAUUCGGUUCUAAUGCUAAUAACAUGGAUAAAAUGACCCAAGAAGUUAUCAAGUACGCAUUCUACUUCCUAGUUGUUGGAGCUGCAAUAUGGGUAUCUUCAUGGGCAGAGAUAUCUUGUUGGAUGUGGACUGGUGAAAGACAAACAACUAGGAUGAGAAUCAAGUAUCUAGAAUCUGCUCUCAACCAAGACAUUCAGUUUUUCGACACAGAAGUUCGAACAUCCGAUGUUGUUUUCGCUAUCAACACCGACGCUGUUCUUGUUCAAGACGCCAUUAGUGAAAAGUUGGGUAACUUCUUACAUUACAUGGCAACAUUUAUAUCUGGGUUUGUGGUCGGAUUCACAGCAGUAUGGCAGUUGGCUCUGGUUACAUUAGCAGUUGUUCCUAUAAUUGCUGUAAUCGGAGGUAUUCAUGCCGCCACAUUAUCAAAACUCUCAGGAAAGGCACAAAAUUCUCUUUCUCAAGCAGGAAAUAUUGCAGAACAGACUAUUGUUCAAAUUCGAACAGUGGUAGCAUUCGUCGGUGAAUCAAGAGCUCUCCAAGCAUAUUCAUCAGCUUUAAGAAUCGCUCAAAGACUCGGUUACAAGAGUGGAUUUGCUAAAGGGUUAGGCCUUGGAGCUACUUAUUUCACUGUCUUCUGCUGUUACGCACUUCUGUUAUGGUAUGGAGGUUAUCUAGUUAGACACCAUUACACUAAUGGAGGUCUUGCCUUAGCCACAAUGUUCGCAGUCAUGAUCGGAGGAUUGGCUCUUGGGCAGUCAGCACCGAGCAUUGGUGCAUUCGCAAAGGCAAACGUUGCCGCCGCGAAAAUCUAUCGAAUAAUCGAUCACAAACCGGCUGUUGACAAAAACAAUGAAUCGGGUCUUGAAUUGGAGUCAGUUACAGGACAGGUCGAGCUUAAGAGUGUUGAUUUUGCUUACCCAUCUAGACCAGAUGUACAGAUUCUCAACAAAUUCUCCUUGACAGUCCCAGCUGGAAAGACAAUUGCUUUGGUUGGAAGCAGUGGAUCUGGUAAAAGCACUGUCGUCUCCCUCAUUGAGAGGUUUUAUGAUCCCCCAUCAGGGGAAGUUGUUCUUGAUGGUCAUGAUAUAAAGACAUUGAAUCUUAAAUGGCUAAGACACCAAAUUGGUCUUGUUAGCCAAGAACCUGCAUUAUUCGCUACCACCAUUAAAGAGAACAUACUCUUAGGCCGUCCUGAUGCAACCCUAGUUGAGGUUGAAGAAGCUGCCCGCGUGGCAAACGCUCAUUCGUUCAUCAUCAAACUCCCCGACGGCUAUGACACCCAGGUUGGUGAAAGAGGAUUGCAGCUAUCAGGUGGGCAAAAGCAAAGAAUCGCGAUUGCUAGAGCGAUGCUGAAGAAUCCGGCAAUCUUACUUCUAGACGAGGCAACGAGUGCUCUUGAUUCGGAAUCAGAAAAGCUGGUGCAGGAAGCUCUCGAUCGUUUCAUGAUCGGUAGAACUACAUUGGUCAUUGCCCAUCGUCUUUCCACGAUUCGGAAAGCAGAUCUUGUGGCGGUAAUUCAGCAGGGAAGUGUGUCGGAAAUUGGAGCACACGAUGAUCUCAUGGCGAAAGGAGACAAUAGCGUUUACGCGAAACUCAUUCGAAUGCAGGAAGCUGCUGCUCAUGAAACUGCUAUUAAUAACGCGAGAAAGAGCAGUGCUAGGCCUUCGAGUGCAAGGAAUUCGGUCAGCUCUCCUAUAAUGACAAGGAAUUCAUCCUAUGGUCGAUCGCCUUAUUCUCGAAGGCUAUCGGAUUUCUCAACUUCAGAUUUCAGUCUCUCUUUGGAAUCAGCGUAUCCAAAUUAUCGACAUGAAAAGCUCGCGUUCAAGGAGCAAGCAAGUUCAUUCUGGCGGUUGGCUAAGAUGAACGCGCCUGAAUGGCCUUACGCUUUCGCUGGUUCAAUAGGCUCGAUCGUUUGUGGGUCGUUAAGCGCUUUCUUUGCUUAUGUUCUUAGUGCGGUCCUCAGUGUUUACUACAAUCCAGACCAUGCUUAUAUGAUUAAGCAAAUCGACAAAUACUGUUACCUCCUUAUUGGACUGUCGUCGGCUGCGCUUAUAUUCAAUACUCUCCAGCAUUUCUUUUGGGAUGUUGUGGGAGAGAAUUUGACGAAACGGGUAAGGGAGAAAUUGUUGGAAUCGGUUGUGAAGAACGAAAUAGCUUGGUUCGAUCAAGAGGAGAACGAGAGCUCGAGAGUGGCGGCUCGUCUGGCUCUUGAUGCCAAUAAUGUUAGGUCUGCGAUUGGAGAUCGGAUUUCUGUGAUCAUGCAGAAUUCGUCUCUUUUGUUGGUCGCUUGUACGGCUGGUUUUGUCUUACAAUGGAGACUCGCUCUCGUGCUCAUCGCGGUUUUCCCUGUUGUUGUGGCGGCAACUGUCCUUCAGAAAAUGUUCCUAACCGGUUUCUCGGGAGACCUUGAAGCUGCUCAUGCAAAAGCGACGCAGCUUGCCGGAGAGGCGGUGGCGAAUAUGAGGACGGUGGCGGCAUUCAAUUCGGAAUCGAAAAUCGUAAGUCUAUUCAGCAACAACCUUCAAACGCCUUUAAAACGAUGUUUCUUGAAGGGACAAAUAGCAGGAAGCGGAUACGGAAUUGCUCAAUUCGCGCUUUACGCUUCCUACGCUUUAGGUCUAUGGUACGCCUCGUGGCUUGUAAAGCACGGAAUAUCGGAUUUUUCAAACACCAUUCGAGUCUUCAUGGUCCUUAUGGUCUCUGCAAACGGAGCUGCCGAAACACUCACAUUAGCGCCCGAAUUCAUCAAAGGCGGUCGAGCAAUGAGGUCUGUUUUCGAUCUCCUCGACCGCAAAUCCGAGAUCGAUCCCGACGAUCCUGACACGGUCCCUGUCCCGGACCGCCUACGUGGAGAAGUCGAAUUGAAACACGUCGACUUCUCCUACCCGUCUCGACCCGACAUACCAAUCUUCCGCGACUUAACACUACGAGCCCGAGCGGGUAAAACAUUAGCCCUCGUCGGUCCCAGUGGUUGCGGAAAGAGUUCCGUAAUUUCCCUUAUUCAACGAUUCUACGAGCCAUCCUCCGGUCGCGUCACAAUAGACGGAAAAGACAUUCGAAAAUACAAUCUCAAGUCAUUAAGGCAACACAUAGCAAUAGUCCCUCAAGAGCCCUGCCUUUUCGCCACAACCAUAUACGAAAACAUAGCCUACGGAAGAGAAUCCUCAACCGAAGCCGAAGUCAUCGAGGCUGCAACACUAGCAAACGCCCACAAGUUCAUCUCGUCCCUCCCAGACGGAUACAAGACAUUCGUUGGGGAAAGAGGAGUUCAGUUAUCAGGCGGACAGAAACAGAGGGUAGCCGUGGCUAGAGCUUUCAUAAGAAAGGCCGAGAUAAUGCUCCUCGACGAGGCAACAAGUGCGCUCGACGCAGAGUCCGAGAGGUUUGUACAAGACGCGUUGGAGAAGGCUACCUCGGGUAAAACCACAAUCGUGGUUGCCCACAGGCUAACAACGAUCAGAAACGCGAAUGUCAUCGCGGUUAUAGACGAUGGUAAGGUGUCUGAACAAGGGUCUCAUUCUCAACUAUUGAAGAACUACCCUGAUGGGGUUUAUGCCCGAAUGAUACAACUUCAAAGGUUUAGCCAUGGGCAGGCUGUUGUCAACAUGGCAACUGGUUCUGGUUCUGGCUCUGGUUCAGGGUCUGGAUCAAGGGGGGAAGAAGGGUAGCCAAUUAUUCAAUUUUUUUGGGAUGAAAUGUUAUUGAUUUCGUACACAGCAUAAUACAUGCAUCAUAAUUCAUAUGUAUUGUUGAUUUAACAUAAUAUAUAUAUAUAUAAGUGUUU
Molecule: messenger RNA, 4318 nt
Organism: Impatiens glandulifera
Lineage: Eukaryota; Viridiplantae; Streptophyta; Magnoliopsida; Ericales; Balsaminaceae
Product: ABC transporter B family member 1
Exons: 9
Coding region: 153-4202 (1349 amino acids)
Biological process (GO): transmembrane transport
Cellular component (GO): membrane
Molecular function (GO): ABC-type transporter activity; ATP binding; ATP hydrolysis activity
Source: RefSeq, a predicted model, not a curated record